CUGGCCACACUGUGAAUCACAGCGUCGCACAAAGCAGAAAGGCGUACAGACCAGCUCCAUAAACAAUUGGCGUGGUGUGAUCAAUGUUUUCGUUCAUUUUGUGUUCGAUUAUUUAGUGUAACGUUACGAAACUAGUUUAGUUUGCGUUCUAGGCUUAGAAUGAAGCCGAUUCAAGUAUUAGAACUGUUGGUGGUGCUGCUGUACGGCGUGGCUCACGUCUCAGCGCGAUACAAUUACACCAUUCCGAAAAUCCUGCAAGGAUCAUGGUUCUCGUGGGAAACGGGAAGGCCUACCUUGACCGUCCUCGACGAUCACAGCAUGUCCGACAGGGGCGACCUCAUCAACAUGUUGCGCGAAGGUUCCAACUACACGUUCAUUUUCCGCAGCAGAAAGUGCUACCACUGUGUGCACGCGUUCCCCAGGACGUUGAAUAUAUUCGAAAAAUAUGAAUCUGUUUGUGUGACGAUUGGACCAAACGAAGAGCCCACCAUCGAGCGGGUAUGCCGUGGAUCGACCGAUCAGCAGUUAAUAACGCUGUUCAACGAAAACUACGUGCCCGUAAACUGUCGCUCGUCGCUUGAGGGUGUGUGGCAGUUUGCCUAUCAGAAUCGAUUCCGCUUCACUGGAGAGUGUGACCAUCCGGAUGCACGGAUUCACUCCUGCCAGCAGGCCGGCACGCAGUUCUUAAUAUCGAACGAAAAGUUUAACAUCACCUACAAGCAGUGCAUCGGGAUGGCGGAAACUUUCAACGGUGUGGUGGAGUACAGCUGUCUGGGCGAUUGGUUCAUCGGCAAGAAUCACUAUUUCGCCGUGGCCAACACGAAGGAAUCGCGAAAGGACGAAAAAUAUCGAUGCUUUUUGAAGAAUCGUGACGACGAUCUGUACCUGGGCGUGUCGAUCACGGCAGAAUGUAACACGCUGAAGACGGUCGAAAAAUCUCCCGAGCGUCUGCGCAUCACACCCGUCAAGGCGGAUGUCAUCGAGCCGGGGUGCCGAUUCCCGCAAAACUUUACCGGCGAGUGGAUCAAUACCGCCAACAUCGACGGUGAUGUAAAGAUAAACGAAACGCACAUCGUGGAAACGUACAAACCGGAUCAAUCGCGUUACCGCCGCACGAUCUACGUGUGCCGGGAGCAGCGGGACUCGCGCAUCAUGACCGCCCGCCUAACGGUGGACGGUUGUCAGACGGAUUACGUUUGUUUCGACUUCGUCCCGAAGCAUCACAACGUGAUCCGCUACCGCCGGGGGCUGGCCGUGAUUCAGGACGACUUUUCGACCGUGUGCUCGUGGAAGCAGUUCAAGAACGAGGAACAGUGGCGCUACGAUUUGCUGCUCGCGGCCAAACCCGUCCCGAUUCGGUGCCCGGUCGCUGGCAAGUUUAACUUCACGCAGAAGGGCGAGGCGCCGUUCAAGACGCGCAUUCUCGGCGGCGUUACGCUGAGCCCUCGGCCGGACAUUCGCUGCAAGCAAAACAUUUCGGACUUUUCCGUGUGCGACGGCGAUCAGAAGGAGAUGAUGAUCGAUGCGGACUACUGUCUGUCGGUGGACUAUCUCGGCCGGCCGAUCGACAUCUACAGCGAUCCGGAUUACCGCAUGAAGUGUAUCGGCUACUGGCAGGAAAAUCUGAAAUCCUAUCUCAUCACGUACGACGAUCUGGAUCCGCUGUCCAAGUACCGCUGCUGGGUGUACCAGCGGGCGGAUCUGAACCGCGUGCUGAUGUCGCAGGCGGUUGGUGCGUUCUGCGAUAUCAAUCAGGACGUCACCUCGUGGAACUACACCGAAGGUGCGGUAGUGGCGAUCGACAUGACGGAGUACGAGCGCGAGCGGGACCAGUGCCCGAUGCACUUUGACGACGGUGAAAACCCUUGGCAGGAGACGGAAAACUUCAUUACCGUGUUUCCGUGGGUCAUCUAUCGCUCGACGGCGGCACUCAGCAGCACACUCACGUCUUUCCUUAUCUCCCUAGCAGCGGUUUGUUUGAAGGUGUUCUUCUAGAAGCAAUUGAAUCUCUUUGAUAGAAAUUAUUGCGUAUCGUAAAUAUCCGUCCAAAACGUGCGCGUUACGGCGUGCACCAUGUGCCUUCAUUCCAUCCAUAAUUGUAAGCGUAGUGCGACUUGACAAAUAAAGAUUAAAACCGUG
Anopheles coluzzii is the source of this 2139-nucleotide messenger RNA. RefSeq lists its product as uncharacterized. NCBI's taxonomy places the organism in Eukaryota, Metazoa, Arthropoda, Insecta, Diptera, Culicidae. The transcript has 3 exons. The record is from RefSeq and is a predicted model, not a curated record. The coding region runs from base 160 to 1995 and encodes 611 amino acids.